UUGACAGCAGGCUGAAAAGCUUUUAUGGGAGUUCAAUCAUGGCGUGUCCGUGUCCGGAGGUUCUUUACCCCAAUCCAGCAUCAGGAAACUAGCUUUAAUUUUCCAAUAGGAAUUGCGUCAUCGAUUAUUAUGGUGGUUAUUUAGAGCAAACCAUGUUACCACACUUGUUCAAUUCAGGUCAAUACGCUUUCCAAAGUGAUUGAAACUACUGGGUUGUUGCUGGAAGCGCCUUGCCAUGUCUUUACUGUGUGUCAGAGUAAAAAAAGCCAAGCUCCAGGGACCUGCAGACAAAUUCAAUGCUUAUGUGACACUGAAGGUACAGAAUGUCAAAAGUACAACUAUCACCGUGCGAGGGGGUCAGCCUUCCUGGGAACAGGAUUUCAUGUUUGAGAUCAACCGACUGGACCUCGGACUCAUUGUUGAGGUGUGGAACAAGGGCCUCAUCUGGGACACCAUGGUGGGGACAGCCUGGAUCCCUCUGAAGAGUAUUCGACAAUCAGAAGAGGAAGGCUCAGGUGAAUGGCUUAUCCUCGAUGCAGAGGUCCUGAUGAAGGCGAAUGAGAUAUACGGCACCAAGAACCCGACCCCUCAUCGACUCUUGUUGGAUACUCGCUUUGAGCUGCCAUUUGACAUCCCAGACAAUGAGGCACAAUACUGGACAGACAAGCUGGAACGCAUCAAUUCCAUGGGAAUCCAUGAUGAGUACCCUCUUCAAGACGACAUUGACAGUCGUCCGUUGGCUCCCACAGCGUCCCAAUGCUGCAACUAUUUUGGAUGGGCUGACUCACUCACUUUGGAUGACCACGACAGUGCUGUUGAUGACAGAGACAGCGACUACCGCAGUGAAACUAGUAGUAGUUUGCCUCCACGUUACCAUACCACGGCUCAACCCAACUCGUCUGUACACCAGUAUCCAAUUGGGCCUCGGCCAAAUCGCCACCCAGACUCCUGCGCAGAGUCCAUCCUCAGUUUUGACCUUGAGUACCGGGACCAGAGAAGCAGAUCUCCAAAUGAUAAAAGAAGAGUCAGAAUUAUACCUGUAGAUUCUGGCAUGGGUUGUGACGAUUGGGAAAGCAAAUACAAAAAGCGGGGAAAGCCUCAGCUGAGUGACUUUUUAGAUGAAGAAGAAAAUACCAAUCAAAUGGUAAAGCCUUACCCUGAACAAUCACAGAUCUCAGUCCUUCAAAACACUAAACAAAGUGGCUGCAUCCCUGCAAUCUAUCCUGAGGGCUAUGACACAAUUGAUCGCCGAAGAAAGAAAAAAAUCAGGGACCCAGGAGGGUUUCUCAAUCGAGAGAAGGAGAGAAUGAGAGAAGAUGCUUUUUCCUCAGACCUUGGAGUGCUUUGUGAGAAAAGAGGGGACAUGUUUAUGCUGCAGGUAGCAGAGAUGCGGGAAGAGGAGGUGCGAAGAGUGUCAUGUUCUGGGCCAUACAAAAAUGGUCUUCUCUACAAGACAAGAAUGUGGGCCAAAAAUGAACUAGAUACCACUUUAGAAAAUUACGUGGCUUACAAAAAGGAACAAGAUGCAAGAAUGCAAUCACAGUAUGAUUCUGAAAUGUAUUCUGGAAACUAUCGCUGUUCUUUUGGAGUAGAUGAGGCUAUCGAUGACGCUGAUUUUCCAGCAGAAGACAUACCCAGAGGAAUUACAAGACACAUCAGAGAUCGAAGUUCUUUGUCCCAUGAGAGCCGUAUAGACAAUUCUCAGGGAUUUCAGGAAAAGUGCAGGCGACCUAAAACUGUGGGAUGGGUACCUGAAGCAAUGCUUUCACCUGUAGAAGAACCAAGUGAUGAAUAUGUAGACCCGAUGGAUGAGCUACAAUGUUUAGUUGAAACGGUUUCGGAAUACCUUGCUGAAAAAGAGGAGGAAAUUAGCAAAUAUGGGUCUCUUCCUAAAUCAAGCAAAUCAAGGCUAUCAUCUCAAGGAAGCAACAGAACAGAUUCUGCUGGAGAUGAUCAGAAUAUUUCAAGUGAUCCUAAGGGGGAAAAUCAAUCACACGCUCCUGCUGGAAUUUCAGGAGUCAAAAAUGCCAUGAGCUCCUUAUUCAGUAAUCUCACUGACAGAGUUGGAGGAAACCCCAAACAGCCCGCCACAAAUACAAAGUCAUCAUCUGCACAGCCGUCACAAUCUGGGAUAACAAAACUUUUGUCAUUUAUUCCUAAAUCCAAUAGCUCUGCUCCUGUAGCUAUUGUGUCUCCAGUGGAAACCUGCCCUGAAAAUGUGUUCACUUGGCCUUCACAACCAUCCUGCCAGGCCAACAUAAAAGGGCAAAAUGAAACAAAGGCUUGUACAAUGAAACCUUCAAGUACAAAGGCGCACACAUUGGAGUUUGGAGCCAAACCUCAGGCUAAAGGAAACUCUGUAUUGGGGAAAUUCAAUCCUUUAAAGCUGUUUUCCUCUGAAGAUAUUAUCAACUCAGAUGAACACAAUGAGGAAACAAAGCCAAAUUAUUCACAGCUCGAUCAGAGUACUUGUCAUCAAGGUAAACCGAGGAUGGUAGGAAAGACAACAAAAGAGAGCGUGUCUUUAACUUCUCAACCUAAUGGUGCAACUGAUUCUGGAAGCACUUAUUUUUGUAGUCCUUUAAAGAAGUCAUAUAGCUCACUGAUAACACCUUCACACAUACCAUCUCAGGGAGCUCCACCUUUGGCAGUAUAUCCGGUAUUUAGAUCAGCUGAGGAUCCAGGACUUCAGAAACCAUUAGUAAAUACUGAGCCUAAAUCGCCUUCACUAUCCUCUGAAAAUGUCUCAACUCAACAACAACCAAAAACAGAAGGUGGGAUGCUUUCUGGAUUUUUGAAGUUUGCAUCCAUUGAAGAUGUUCAUUCCUCUGGAAACACAAAAAAUCCACAGCAAUCACAACACGGAUCAACUUCAGAAACCUCCACUGCCUUUAAACAAAACACAUCCACACAACAGAAAACCACUGAAAAGGGAUGGUUCGCCAACAUAUUCAACAAUACCUCUGCACCCUCUGGCUCAAACCAAAAUUCUAUCAACAAUCCUCAAUCUCAGAAUAGCAAAGUUCUUUCCAGCUCACAUUCACAACAUGCAUUAAAUCAAAAUGCAACUGGUCAAAUGGAACCUCAAAAGUUUUUGUCGGGAUUUUUUAAAGGGAGCUCCACUGACAAUGCAGCUGUGGGGUAUACUGAGUCCAAACAAGUAGGGAUCCUAUCUGGAUUUCUUAAAUUGGGUUCAAGUGGUGAGCUGUCUGACAAUAUGCCACAGCAGGGUCCUUUAAACAAUCAACCAGCCACAAGAAAUCCAUCCCCAGAUAUGACUGCCCAUGUUCCACCGCAGUCCAAAUUGACAGCUUCACAGAGAGGAGGCCUUCUCUCUAGUAUACUGAGGUUUUCAUCAACUGAAAAUGAAGCACAAAAUUCACAACCUUCCGAGGAGCCACGUCACGGGGAAAUUCCUGACACGGACCAUUCUCGGCACCAGAUUUCUAAAGAAACUGAGCAAAAUCAGCAACCACAGCAAAGGAAGUUAUUAUCUGGUUUACUUAAAUUUGCAUCAGCUGAGAAUACAUCAAGCUGCGAAGUUCACCAGAGUCAGCAGCAAAGCAGUGUCCAACAACACCAGACAGUUUUGUCUCGUCCUCAUCUACCAGGACCAGACAUCGGGAAUCAAACAUCAAGGCAUCAGUUUGACCAACAGGAUAUAAAUAAAGUAGCGUUUUCCCGGCAACAAACUGUUCCAGUCAAGCAACCACCAUCCAAGCCAGGUGGUCUCAUUUCUGGUCUUUUUAAAUUUGCCUCUGCAGACAGUAUAAACACGCAACAGUCCUCAUCAACUGAACAUCACAGAAUUGUCCCAAGCUCAUCAAGCCAUGAACAAGCUUCAGAAAGAAACAAAAGUUCUGAACAAAAUCAACCACAAAUUAACUCAAAAGAAAAUGCUCAAGCAAAUGAUUUUCCUAAACCAAUGACUCCACAACAAUCCAAAAUAAUCUAUGAGACACAGCAACUGAUUAAAGUACAAAAUAGUCAGUUUAAUCCAAAAGAGAAAGAAACCUCAAAUCAGUCUGGGGUGCUCUCUGGUUUGUUUAACAAGUUAACAAGAUCUGAAAACCAAGGCACAAACUGUCAGACGUCAACAGAACUAUUGUCUCAAAGGGUUGAUAAAUAUGCACUCCCAAAUAAUACAACACUACAAACACAGGCUCAUUUUAAUAGUACCCAGAAAUCUUCACAAAACCACACAGAGAAAGAGAAGGGGACAUCACCACUUGCCCGACAAGGGUUUUUUUCUGGAUUUGUUAAUAAAAAUGUUCCUGUGGAAUCUGUUGCCCACAGACCUCUGGAAAAGCCAGGCCAAAGUACUGAAGAAAUCAACUCACCUAGAUUGACAAAAUGUGUUGCUAGUGAUGUUAAUCAAACCAAUAGACCAUAUUAUUUAAAUCCAAGACCAAGCAGGCAUGAUUUCAGAAGUACGCCUGUGUCGAUUGACACCGAGAGUCUCGACUUAAGGACAUCGUCUACUUUUGCCCGAUCUCUUCAGAAUCAUACAACUUACUCAUCAUUCAGUGCUGGUAAUUUGCCUCAAUUAUAUUGCUCUAGCUCUUUUCUACCAAUACGCUCAAUGGCAUAUAGUACAGGAAAUAUUAAUUCCAAUUUCCAAAGUCUUACCAACUCUUCGGUAAUGACCAAUGAGCCAUAUACAGGUAUGUGUGGAAGUAUGCCAUCAUUGUAUGGCUCAACAAGCCAAAACCCUUAUGUUUGUCAGGUUUCCCCUUAUCAUUCAAGCCCCUCCUAUGAUGAAAACCAGUGGAUCCGUGGAAGUACUAUAUGGCAACAGUUUCAGGAUGAAUCCCUGGAUUCUCAGAUCCACGGACAGGAUUCAGGAUAUGUACAAAGUUAUGAAAAAACAUCCUUGCAAGCUUUUCCUUCAGACCACGGUUCUCCAGUGAUCAACCAGCCACUUACUUCCUCUACCACAUGGCAGGGUGCUAUUUGUCAUGAUGAGCAAAUUAAAUCAUAUAUGUCUGAUGCAGAUGGCACUGGUGAUUCUUACCCCCGAAAAACAUUUUGGAAUAGCCAUGAAGACCUGGGGAACUUACAGUAUUCAUGCAGUGAGCAGGGAAUUUUGAACUUGACAACUAAAACUAAACCGUGCAUGGCAACACAGGGAACAUGGAAUGUAUGUAAUGACAGCAGCACUUACAGCUUGAAUGGAAUUACUUAUCAUGAAGGCUAUUACGAGGAGAAUGCACCAAGCUUGUCUUAUUCCGCGAAUUGGCAGCAUGGAAAAGAUAAUGGCACAAUCCAGCAAAGUCAGUGUAAUUUCAAUAACUAUAUGAAUUUUCCCUCGGUUGUCAAUUAUGACAUGGAAGACUCUAUGUACCUUGAAGACACAGAAUGGUAUCAGCAGUGGCUUUUGCUGUUGGAGCAAGGAAUGUGGUGGCCAGCUGAAGAUGGAGACUGUGGCUACUUUGUUUAUACUGAUCAUGAGUAUGUUUACGCCUUGCUCACUGAUUCAGCGGGUGAAUAUGUCUAUGUAUGUGCCCCUGAAGAUAAUUCGUUGGGAAAUGCACAGACAUUUGAUGGCUUUCCCAGUGCUAUGCUAUCCAGUGAAAUGGUUCUAGUGUGUGGCUUUAAGAUUCCACUUUAUAAUGAAGAUGAGCUUCUUUGGUUGCCUGGGGAAGAUCUCAAUGAGUCUCAGCUCCUCAAUGCCCCAUUAGAUUUGUCUGCUGCCUAUAGAAAAGGAAAUCAAAUCAUGAACCUAAAUCUUGAGCAGUUUGCUCAAAUGUUUGAAAAUUCUUUCAUUUCACCAGGGCAACAAGGUGUAGAUUUCACAUCUUAUACAUUAAACAAAGUUCGUAUGGAUCCGAGCCACAUACCCGAAGACCCCAGCAUGUAUGUUAUUGACCUUUCCUCUCGAAGUAACUAUAUCGGCCCUCAGUGGAACAGCCAGGAAAAUAGGACUUUUCUUGCACAAAAGGUUGCUGUUUCAUUGAAUUCUACUGAUGCCCAGAGAACGAAUCAGCAGGUACUACACAACUGUUACCAGCCAAGACAGCAGCGUCGUUCAUCUACUGGUGUUAUUGUGAAACAUGUGGAUGAUAUAUCAGAAGAGGAUUGGAGAAAGAGAGUGACUCCGGGAGAACAACAACCAAAUCGACAAGUCAAGAAGAUUUCUUCCUUGAUGUCAUCUUUUGUGGGACGAACCACAACAGUGGAAUCCAUCAGAACUAGCAUAUCUUCAUCUCAUCAAAAAGAACCAGAUAAUGCUGCAGAUAAAAAGUCUAAAAAUGUGUUAUCAUGUAGUUUACAAAGUGUAAAGUCAAUGAUCAUCAAAGAAGAAAGUACCUCUGUAAAGCCAAAAGAAAAUUCAAUUAAUCAAAUCCAAAGACCAAUCACCACACAAGGAAGAAGUUUGCCGACAUUACCAACGAUAACUCAAGUGAGCCAUCCCUCAACACAAUCACAUUCCAUUUCACAGAAACCUAGAUUGUCGCGACAGACCACAACAGAGAUCACUGUUACAGUGCCAUUGAAAGACGAAUCUCUAGUAAGAGAUGGUCCUCCUCACCAAUUUGCAGCUAAUAAGCCAGGGAAUAUAACGGUAGAAAAAACAUCUGAGCAAUCACACCCUGGGUUAAUGAACUUCCUUAAAUCUGCGGUGGGAAUUGAGGAACCCAAGCAAGAGUUACAGAAAUGUUCACAGACAUCUCCCAAUCAACAUAUCAAGACUGGAAAUAGCUCUGCCAUACCAUCAAGUGCUUCUACAGAUAAAGAGACUACAGGGGCAUCAAACAUAUUUGGGUCCAUUAGCAGCUUAUUUAAUAUCGAGCCAUCUACACCACAGAGACAGGACACACUUCGAUCUGCAGCAGCUCGACCUAAGGGUAUACAAAGACAACAAACAAUGAACCAGAGUGGUGCACCUGAGCCAGGACAAGGGCACCACCCCCCAAAAUCUGAAGAAUUAUAUUCCACUUCUGCCAGGGGUGCUGACGGAACCAAAUCACAAACUGCAUCACAUGCCGAACAGUUAAAACAAGAAAACAAGACGAAACCUUCUGGUGGCCUAUUCGGGUUUUCAUUUGGCGAAAUUUUGACAGGAUCAACAGCAGCUCCGCAGCCUGGACCUUCAACUCAAACAACCACAUCAGCUACAGCUCCACAAGAAGAGUCACUCAGCAAAAGUAUACUAUCAGUGUUAAGUGGGGCAAGUCUUUCGCAAUCGGCACCAAAAACUGGACCUUCCCAAGCAAAUCCCCCAAAUGCCAUGCCACAUCAAGAAUUGCCUCGUACAAAUUUAUUGUCAAUGUUUGGAGAAUCACAUCCUCAACCCGCUCCCCCUGAAACUAAGGCUAAAGCUGAAGUACCACAAAAGGAAAAUAGUCUUCCAAAGGACCAGCAGACAACAGGGUUUUUCUCAAUGUUUGGUGGUACAAACACUCAACAGUCUCAAGCCCAAGCAGGAUCUCUUCUUGGAGGGAUAUUUUCAGGGUCAUCAAGUUUAACCGAAAGCCCAGUCAAGGGUCUGUUAUCAAAGUUUAGUGAUCCUAGUCCCCCUCAAACUGAACCACCAGCAACAUCCUUUCCACAACAAAGAGUACAAUCACAAUCUCAACAACAAGGAGGGGCUCAGCCACAAUCAAAACACCAGACUCAAUCACAAAGUCAGCAACCCACCUCUGUUCUAGGGGGGAUUUUGGGUGGAUUGUCUAACUCUACUGAUGGUCCAAAAAGAACAUUGUUAUCCAUAUUUAGCAGCCCCAGUGCCACUCAAACACCAGGGUCUGGAGGAAAUACAGCUGCACCACAUAAAGAACCCAUUAAACCUGUACCAUCCAUUGUACCAGAUGUUGGGGCACCUACGCCGUCAACUAAAUUGUCACAUACUGUUAAUGUCACUAGCAAAGAGCCACCACAGUCCUCCCAAAAUCAAUCAUUUUCUCACAGCUCGGUACCAGAAUGUAUUAAUAAUAAUAAUACUAACUCAAAAGAAAGCCAUGUGAGUACAUUUCCUGCUAAUACUCUGAAUAUUGGCACUGAUGUGGGUUCUGUAGUUACAUGCAAGGACAUUUCAUCCACAGAACCCAAUUCUAACUGUACAGCUGUGCCUGUGAAAACAAGCACUAAUAGUGCAGCUGUAGAUACCCCUUCCAUUAAAGAACCAUCAGCUACUGGCCAGACAUCUUCAAAAACAGAAUUCAUUUCAGACAGUCCAGCAAAAGGCUUACUUUCAUUAUUUUCCGGGCCUAGUACAGAGCCCAGUGUAAGCCAAAAAGACCCAUCACCAACAGAGAAUACAUCUGGUUCAUCGGGGCCCAAGGAUACACAAGCUAAAAGUAUAUUUUCUGUGUUUGGAACCGCUUCCCCUCAGCCUAGUUCUCAGUCUGGAAGUUCUAUAUUAGGGACCAUGUUUGGAGGUUCUUCACCCCAAACAGCUACGUCUCAAACUGGAGGAUCAUUACUAGGUGGUUUAUUUGGCUCUCCAAGUCCGCAGUCUACGCCUCAAACUGCCGGAGGCUCUGUUCCUCCAACAGCAACUCAAACAGGGACAUCCUUACUUGGAGGAUUAUUUAGUGGAUCUGCUCCUCAAGCAGCAGGGUCUCAUACUGGAGGGUCAAUUUUAGGUGGCAUUUUCGGCACACCUGCAGCUUCCUCAGCACCACAGGCUAUUGGCACGUUGGGUGGAUUAUUUGGUGGGGCUACCACUCAAACGCCAGUACCUCAAAAUAGUAACUCUAUAUUGGGAGGUAUUUUGGGGAGAUCAGCUAAUGCACAGAAGGGUGACAAUCUGGCCAAAGCCUCUGUCCCAGUUGAGUCAUCUGGUCCAAGUUUGGCUUCAUCGGUCAAAGAAUCAGUUUCACCUGCAACGUCCACUCCAACACCUUCAUCAAAUUUAAAUGAUGGCGAGAAAAACACUUCUUUUUCUGAACCUACUUCAAGUGUAACUACUACAUGUGAACCACUUAAUGACAGUAUCACAGUUGCAGCUUCUAUUGGUCAAGAAUCAUCUGCGAUUGACAUUGUCCCUAAACACCAAGAACAGCCAGAAACAUUAGGUCAACCCAACAGUACAAGUCAGUGUCCUGAAGAAAACCUAUUUCAAGCACAUGGUAACAAAGAUGAAGAUUACAAUAAGACCAACAAAUCAGUUCGAGCAGAUAAUGACACUGAAUCAGAAACAUGUACUUUUGCAGGGGCAAAUAUUGUAGGAGAUCAGUCUACUCAAGAUAAAACACCACCUAGCAAUGAAAAGGAAACACCGCCAACACCUGUAGUAGAGGCACAGCAUAAGACACAAGAGGCAGAAAAAUCCUUUGGUCAUGAAACAACAGAUACAGUUACAGGCUUUAUGUCCUCCCUUUUUAAGCCAACAGCAUCUUUGGAUCAAAGUACUCAACCUCAACAGCGAAGUUCACUUUUUGGACUGGGAGGAUUGGCACCCCAAGCUGCUACUAGCCAACCAGGAAGCUCAAUACUGGGCAGUAUUUUUGGAGGUUCUAACACUCAGCCAACACCUUGCCAUUCAGGUGAUUCCCAGUCUGAAACUCCUUGUGCUGCGCCUGCUCCUGGAGUGUCAAUUUUAGGUGGAAUGUUUGGAGGACGAAGCACUGUAAAGCCAGAUGUUCCCAAGACUGGUGGGCCAUUACUGGGUGGGCUAUUUGGAGGAUCUGCUGCAGCAGCACAACCUGGCAGUUCUUUACUUGGAGGAAUGUUUGGAGGAGUCACUGCUCAGACUGCAGGAUCACAAACUGGAACAUCUGUACUCGGCGGUAUUGGUGGGGCUAUAUUUAAGGGAAUGGGGCAGCCACCUAAGCCAUCUGAACAAUUGCCAUGUGAACCAAAGUCAAAAACUAGUACUACUUCACAUCCACAAGUUACGCAUGAAAAUGUGACACCAUGUGGUAUUCAGAAAGAUUCAAAUAAACUGUUGGCGUCCAGCGAAGAGUAUCACACUCACAGCACGGCUGUUGUGUCAUCUGAGGCUUCUUGUGUAGACGCCACGGCGAUCACAAGUGCAUCGGACCCUACGUAUCAAAUAGAUGGCACCAAAAAAGAAAUGUCAACUGCUGAGCAAGAAGUGACUGUUGAGAAACCUGUUGUCAUUGAGGAAGCGCCUAGAAGUGAUGACAAAUCUUCUCAACUUAAUGUCCGAACUGAUUUAAAUACAACCCAUCCAUCUGAUCAGUUGCCAAAAGAGCCAUCUCAAGCAAAGUCUUUGUUUGGUUUCAUAUCCCCACAGAGUGAAGCAGGAAAAUCUCUUGGAUCUCUUUUUUCACCAACAGUGCCAUCUGUUAUUUCAUCAGUUCCCCAAACGGAAGCAGGUAGCUCUCUUUUUUCAGGACUAAAAACACUAUCUGGAGGACUAUUUCAAGAGGAAAGAACAACUACGUCAUUAUUUGGGACAAAGAUAGGAUUUCCUUGGCAGACAGAGCCACCAAAACAAGAUGGUGCCCCAGUUGUAACGUCUCAACCAAAACUCAAUAACAAGCCAACAAGUGGUGAAACAAGUGAAGUACAAAAUGUUUCCACAUCUGAUGCCCCCAAAGCUCAAUUGGUAGGUUCCACAGAUGAUGUAGCCAACAUCCAGAUAUGCAUUUCCACCCCUGAAGUAGAUUCCUCAACAUCCUUGACCGUAAAAGAUACCGAAACACUUGUAGAAACAAACCCCUCUGCAGGUACAACCAAUGGAUUGCCGCUGGACAACCAGUCUAAGAGGAAUCUUUUGAAUACAAAAAGUCCAGCAGAAAGUAGUCGUUUUGGGUCAUCAGGAAACCUGAGUCAGACCAGCUCCCAGCUCAGUGAGACUGGUCACGAGAGCACUGGCGGCUCAGAACUGGAGGAGUCUGUCCACUCCUACCACAGCACUGGCUUUUAUCCCUCCAAAAAUGAACCUCUGACUACAAACGUACAGUCUGUUAUUGGAGGGAAGGAUACACCUAGGCUGUCCUUGGAAGCACAACGAGGCUUGAAAAAUGACACUCCAACGGAGAAAGGGUUUUCUAAACUCCAAAGGUUCCACGAUGAGGGGCCACCUUUACCCUUUUCUCCCUCCAGAGUCCGUUGGCUGAAGGCCAUCAAUAAAGUCAGGGUUCAGCUACGGGAGGUUGGACAUGAUGAGCCCAAUGCAAGACAGGCCUGGGUCAAACCAGGCGAUGGACCGGGACUUUAUGGAAUUGACAGCAUGCCAGACCUUCGUAAAAAGAAGCCUAUCGCUUUGGUUAGCGAUGUGUCCCUUGUGCAAGCCAGGAAAGCAGGUAUCACAUCUGCCAUGGCUGCACGAUCUUCUAUCAGGGAUGAGGAGCUGAAAAACCAUGUGUACAAGAAGACGCUUCAAGCUCUGAUCUACCCUAUAUCGUGCACCACACCACACAACUUUGAGGUGUGGACUGCCACAACACCCACAUACUGUUACGAGUGUGAAGGAUUGUUGUGGGGCAUUGCACGACAAGGCGUCCGAUGUUCAGAGUGUGGUGUUAAGUGUCAUGAGAAGUGUCAAGAAUUACUGAACGCUGACUGUCUGCAACGUGCUGCGGAGAAGAGUUCAAAACAUGGAGCUGAAGACCGAACACAGAAUAUCAUCAUGGCAAUGAAGGACAGGAUGAAGAUCAGGGAAAGGAACAAACCAGAAAUCUUUGACCUGAUCAGGGAAGUCUUCAUCAUUAGCAAAACUGUCCAUUCGCAGCAGAUGAAGGCCAUCAAACAAAGUGUGCUGGAUGGUACCUCUAAGUGGUCUGCCAAGAUCACCAUCACAGUUGUUUGUGCCCAAGGACUUCAGGCAAAGGACAAGACCGGUUCAAGUGAUCCGUAUGUCACGGUGCAGGUCGGCAAGACAAAGAAGAGAACCAAAACUAUUUAUGGCAACCUCAACCCAGUGUGGGAGGAGAAGUAUCACUUCGAAUGCCACAAUUCGUCAGACAGAAUUAAAGUGCGUGUGUGGGAUGAAGAUGAUGACAUCAAGUCAAGGGUGAAGCAGCGCCUUAAGAGGGAAUCUGAUGAUUUCCUUGGCCAGAGUAUUAUUGAAGUGCGAACCCUGAGCGGAGAGAUGGAUGUCUGGUACAACCUGGAGAAGAGGACAGACAAGUCAGCAGUGUCAGGCGCCAUCCGCCUCCAAAUCAACGUGGAGAUCAAGGGAGAGGAGAAAGUGGCUCCGUAUCAUGUGCAGUAUACCUGUUUGCAUGAGAACCUGUUCCACCACACCACAGAUAUCCAAGGACGGGGUGUGGUCAAAAUCCCAGAAGCUCGUGGGGACGAUGCGUGGAAAGUGUACUUUGACGACGUGCCACAAGACAUAGUGGAUGAGUUUGCCAUGCGUUAUGGAAUUGAAUCAAUCUACCAGGCCAUGACGCACUUUGCCUGUCUGUCGUCUAAGUACAUGUAUCCUGGGGUUCCUGCUGUGAUGAGCACGUUGCUCGCCAACAUCAAUGCCUUCUACGCCCACACAACCGCCUCCACCAAUGUGUCCGCCUCUGACCGCUUUGCUGCCUCCAAUUUUGGGAAAGAACGAUUUGUCAAGCUUUUAGACCAACUGCACAACUCUCUGCGCAUUGACCUCUCUACGUACAGAAACCACUUUCCUGCCAGUAACAAGGACCGCCUGCAGGAUUUAAAAUCCACUGUGGAUCUUCUAACCAGCAUUACAUUCUUCAGGAUGAAGGUCCAGGAGUUACAGUCUCCGCCCAGAGCCAGUCAGGUUGUGAGGGACUGUGUCAAGGCCUGUCUCAACUCCACAUAUGACUACAUCUUCAACAACUGUAAUGAACUCUACAGCCGACAGUACCAGCCUGUGGACAACAACAAGGAAGAACUAUCUCUGGAGGACCAGGGUCCAAGCAUCAAGAACUUGGACUUCUGGCCCAAACUCAUUAUGCUCAUCGUCUCCAUCAUUGACGAGGACAGGAACUCCUAUACACCUGUGUUGAACCAGUUUCCUCAAGAAUUGAAUGUAGGGAGGGUGUCGGCAGAGGUCAUGUGGACGUUAUUUGCACAAGACACAAAGUAUGCUAUGGACGAUCAUGAGAAACACAGACUGUGUAAGAGCACUGACUACAUGAACUUGCACUUUAAAGUGAAGUGGCUUUAUAACGAAUAUGUCAAGGAGCUACCGAGCUUUAAGGAUGUUGUUCCAGACUACCCAUCAUGGUUCCUACAGUUUGUGCUGCAGUGGUUGGAUGAAAAUGACGAUGUAUCCAUGGAAUUCAUGCAUGGAGCACUCGAAAGAGACAAAAAAGAUGGAUUCCAGCAAACAUCUGAGCAUGCUCUGUUCUCAUGCUCUGUGGUGGACAUCUUUACCCAGCUUAACCAGAGCUUUGAGAUCAUCAAGAAACUGGAAUGCCCUGACUCAAAUGUCAUGGCACAGUACAGUCGCCGCUUCUCCAAGACCAUUGCCAAAGUACUGUUAGAGUACAGUACCAUUCUUACCAAGAGUUUUCCUUCUUACAUUGACAAGGAGAAGAUUCCCUGUGUCCUCAUGAAUAAUGUGCAGCAGUUGCGGAUUCUCCUGGAGAAGAUGUUUGAGUGCAUGGGUGCCCAACAGUGCAACAGUACAAUACUAGUAUGUCAGUUUGAGGAGAGUGAGGAAGAGGAAGAGGAAAUCGGGGAGGACGGGGACAAAAUUCAGGUUGAGACUGACAGGGAGCAGAUGGAUAUUCCAGUAGAAAAGAUGGACACUGAGGCCAGUGACCUGCUGAACAACCUGCAGGUGAAACUGAACAGCGUGCUGGAUGAGCUCAGCAGUACAUUUGGCAACAGCUUCCAGAGCCGCAUCAAUGACUGCAUGCGACAGAUGGCGUCUCUGCUAUACCAGAUAAAAGGACCACUUAAUGCUAACACCAAAAACCAAGUGGACGCUGACUCUGAUAACAUGCUACGGCCACUCAUGGAUUUUCUGGAUGGGAAGUUGACGCUGUUUGCCACGAUAUGUGAGAAAACUGUUUUGAAGCGUGUGCUCAAGGAGCUCUGGAGGAUUGUUAUGACCAGCUUGGAGAAGACCAUAGUCCUGCCCCAGGGCAAUGACACCUUUGGAGCACACAUACUCUCUGCUGCAAAAGAACUAGGUCAACUCUCCAAACUCAAGGAUCACAUGGCAGGGGAGGCAAAGAGCUUGUCUCCCAGACAGUGUGCCGUUAUGGAUGUGGCAUUGGACACGAUCAAGCAAUAUUUCCACGCAGGUGGUAAUGGUCUGAAGAAGGCUUUUCUGGAGAAGAGUGCUGAACUGUCCUCCCUCCGCCACGCUCUCUCCCUCUACACUCAGACCACUGACACACUCAUCAAGACUUUUGUGACAACCCAACACGCACAAGUGCACAAUGGAAAGGGUUUUAAAUUAACUCCCAAUGAAAAAAUACAGCCCAGCAGGGGCAUAAAUGUGUCCAACCCGAUUGGUGAGGUGUCUGUCCAGGUUGAGCUCCACACUCAUCCAAAAAGUGGGGAACACAAAGUUUCUGCCAAAGUUGUUGCAGCCACUGAUUUGAAAUGGCAGACAUCUGGCAUGUUCCGACCCUUUGUGGAGAUCACCAUGAUCGGACCUCACCUCAGCGACAAGAAGCGUCGAUUUCAGACCAAAUCCAAAAACAACAGCUGGUCUCCCAAGUUCAAUGAGACCUUCCACUUCGUCCUGGGCAACCAAGACGGCUUUGAGUGCUACGAGCUGCAAGUGUGUGUCAAAGACUACUGCUUUGGACGAGCGGACCGUGUGGUGGGAUUGACUGUGAUCCAGUUAAGGGACAUCAUGGAGAAGGGCAACUGUGCCUGCUGGUGUGCACUUGCUCAAUGCAUCCACAUGGAUGACACCGGCCUCACCGCCAUGCGGAUCUUGUCACAGCGUUCCAGUGACGAUGUGGCCAAAGAAUUUGUGCGGCUUAAGUCGGAAACACGAUCGUCUGAGGAGGGCAGAUGAGGGGAUUGUUUCCAUAACCAUUUGGUGGAACCUUACAAAGUUCACAUACACACUUUGUUCCUCGACUCCAUCAGUUUCAAGUUGCCCUUAAUCAUACCGCGCCUGUGAACAUUGUGUUUGAUGCCUUCCACAGUCCUUAAACUGUGACUGACUCCAAUCAAGUCGUGUAAAUGUGAUGAAAAUACAAUCUAGUUCGUCCCAUACAUAGUAACUGACGGGCAUGGUUGUAACCGUAUGGAACGCAAGUGGAGCUAAUGCAUCAAGUAUUACCAGAUUAGGUACUUGAUACUUGAUAUCUAUACCACUUACUUUAAAUAACAGAUGAGCUAUAUGUGUGCCUUGUUGCCAUAUGGAUGCCCUCAGUUCCCAUUAAGAAUGUUGAAUGAUGUCAACCAUAUGACAGUAUAGCCCAUCCAUUUUAUUUAUUUUUUAUACAAAUAUUUAUUUUGGUUGUGUCUAGGACCUGAAGACACGUGAGUGAAUUUACAUAGUUGUUGCUGCUGCAGUGUUACAAGUGGUUACAAGUCUUUAAGGAUUGAAUAUCCACCCUCACAAUUACCUGACAGGUUAGUGUUUGCUGUUAAAUUGAUGCUUAACUAUUUAUUUAUAUAUAAAAAAAUAAUAUACACAUCUAGUAUCAAAUUUUCUUCCAAAAAAAAACUCUAAACAUUUUGGACUUGUGCACAACUUAUGGUUUACAUAAAGAUGGGUGGCAAAUUCAAAGCAUCCAUGCUGGACUGUCAUUAAAUAAAUGAUGAUUUCUAGAAUCUUUAUGAAGGUUCCAGCUUGAAUUUGUUACUCGUCUUCUUUUCUCUCCAUUCUCUGUGGCCUUAUUGUGACGGAAAACGUUUAAACCUUAUAAAAAUCCUACUUUUGCCUGUGUUCUGAGGGUCGCUACCUCAUUGCCCAUUCUUAUAUUCCUUAUUUUUCCCAAGUGAUAUUACAUUUUCAUUUUAUGGUUAUCUUUGCUUGUAGUACAAAUGUGAUUUUUCUUUCUUUAUCUUAAAAAUCAUAUGUUCCCUUGAAUUUUUAACAUGUUUAAUGACUUGCAAACUAUGUAGCUGAGAGCUGUAUUUUAAAGUGAUGAAUACGACUAUCCACUUGUGUGCCAUCAAGAAGAAGGAUGUGUUUGCAAUAUGAGAACCACACUGUUGGUGGAGUUGUCUUUUUAACACCCUGUAGAAACCAAAUAGAGUAGAUUAUGUAAGAUACUGUACAUGCUCCUUGUGCCAUGUUUUUAUGGAAAUGUCUUCUGUAUUUGUUAAGUCUUACAAACUUGGCUGUCAUCACUUCAAGAGUUAACAAGUACACUAUGUCAAUAAUUGUAUUUUUGUGUUAUUUUGUCACAAUGUACAUGUUGCUGUAAUGUAAACAUUCCAGUUCAUUUUCUAUAAAGUACCUGAGUAUUAAAAAAAAGUGCAAAUUGCCUCA
This is a messenger RNA of Doryrhamphus excisus (bluestripe pipefish), 16291 nucleotides long. NCBI's taxonomy places the organism in Eukaryota, Metazoa, Chordata, Actinopteri, Syngnathiformes, Syngnathidae. The record is from RefSeq and is a predicted model, not a curated record.